GCCGUUUCCCUCCCUCCCGUCUCGUCGGCCGGGCGGCAGCCGGCGCGGCCCCUUUAAUUCCCCCGCUCCCCUCCCCCGCCCGGCCGUUCCAGCCUCCAUUUUCCAGCGGAUCCGGCACCUGGAGGCGGCGGCGGCGGGAGCGGCCCGCGCCCCGCACCCGGUUCCGUCCCGGGCAUGGCCGCCAACAUGUACCGGGUCGGCGACUAUGUCUACUUCGAAAACUCUUCAAGCAACCCCUAUUUGAUACGAAGAAUAGAAGAGCUCAAUAAGACUGCCAAUGGAAAUGUGGAAGCAAAGGUGGUCUGCUUCUACAGAAGAAGAGACAUCUCAAGUACACUUAUUGUGUUGGCAGACAAACAUGCAAGAGAGAUGGAAGAAGAGAUGGAAAACCCAGAGAUGGUUGAUUUGCCAGAGAAGCAGAAACAUCAGCUACGACAUCGCGAGCUGUUCCUCUCACGGCAGCUGGAGUCUCUGCCGGCCACACACAUCAGAGGCAAAUGCAGUGUCACUCUGUUAAAUGAGACAGAAUCCCUGAAAUCCUAUCUGGAACGGGAGGAUUUCUUCUUUUACUCACUAGUGUAUGAUCCUCAACAGAAGACCCUGCUGGCUGACAAGGGAGAGAUUCGAGUUGGAAACAGAUACCAGGCAGAUAUAACAGAUUUACUAAAAGAGGGUGAGGAUGAUGGAAGAGACCAGUCAAAGCUUGAGACGAAAGUCUGGGAAGCCUUUAACCCGCUGGUGGACAAGCAGAUAGACCAGUUCCUGGUGGUAGCACGGUCUGUCGGUACGUUUGCCCGAGCGCUGGAUUGCAGUAGCUCUGUCAGACAGCCAAGUUUGCACAUGAGUGCUGCAGCAGCCUCUAGGGACAUCACACUGUUCCAUGCUAUGGACACUUUGCACAAAAAUGUCUAUGACAUUUCCAAGGCAAUCUCUGCCCUUGUGCCACAAGGUGGGCCAGUCCUGUGCAGGGAUGAGAUGGAGGAGUGGUCUGCUUCAGAGGCAAACCUCUUUGAGGAAGCACUAGAAAAAUAUGGAAAAGAUUUCACUGACAUUCAGCAAGAUUUUCUCCCCUGGAAGUCCUUAACAAGCAUAAUAGAGUAUUACUAUAUGUGGAAAACUACAGACAGAUACGUUCAGCAGAAACGAUUGAAAGCAGCCGAAGCCGAGAGCAAGCUGAAGCAGGUGUACAUACCCAACUACAACAAGCCAAACCCCAACCAGAUCAAUGUAAAUAAUGUCAAACCAGGAGUGGUAAAUGGUACUGGAGUACAGGCACAGAACGCGGGAGCAGGACGGGCCUGUGAGAGCUGUUACACCACACAGUCUUACCAGUGGUAUUCUUGGGGUCCCCCUAACAUGCAGUGUCGCCUCUGUGCAUCCUGUUGGACGUACUGGAAGAAAUAUGGUGGCUUGAAAAUGCCAACACGCUUAGAUGGGGAGAGGCCAGGACCAAACCGCAAUAAUCUGAGUCCUCAUGGGGUGCCAGUACGAAACAGUGGGAGUCCCAAAUUUGCCAUGAAGACACGGCAAGCUUUCUAUCUCCACACCACCAAGCUGACCAGGAUUGCCAGACGCUUGUGCCGAGAUAUCCUGCGCCCGUGGCACGCGGCCCGCCAUCCCUACCUGCCCAUUAACAGCGCGGCCAUCAAGGCGGAAUGCACAGCACGUUUACCUGAGGCAUCAGAAAACCCUUUGCUGUUGAAGCAGGUGGUUCGAAAGCCUUUAGAAGCAGUACUGCGGUAUUUAGAGUCUCAUCCAUGCCCGCCGAAACCAGACCCUGCAAAGAGCCUGUCGGGUUCUCUCAACAGCCUGACCCCUGCUAAGUUUACUCCUGUCAUUAACAAUGGGUCCCCAACUAUCCUGGGAAAGAGAAGCUAUGAGCAACACAACGGAAUGGAUGGCAACAUGAAGAAGCGCCUGUUGAUGCCUAGCAGGGGAACUUACUUAGGUCUGCCUAACCACGGACAAACCAGACAAAUGGGACCAAGCCGAAACUUGCUGCUCAAUGGGAAAUCAUACCCAACAAAAGUCCGAUUAAUUCGUGGUGGAUCCAUGCCUCCGGUGAAAAGGAGGAGGAUGAACUGGAUUGAUGCUCCAGAUGAUGUUUUUUACAUGGCCACUGAAGAAACCAGGAAGAUCCGCAAGCUGCUUUCCUCCUGCGAAGCCAAGCGAGCCGCCAGACGCCCUUACAAGCCGAUCAUCCUGCGGCCCAUGCAGGCGGUGCAGCUCCGCCAGCCCAUGAACGACGAGCCAAUCGUCAUCGAGGAUUAGC
Messenger RNA from Dryobates pubescens (Downy woodpecker), 2272 nucleotides. RefSeq names its product metastasis associated 1 (gene MTA1). Gene Ontology annotation, molecular function: histone deacetylase binding; transcription corepressor activity; sequence-specific DNA binding. Bases 175 to 2271 code for a protein of 698 amino acids. The record is from RefSeq and is a predicted model, not a curated record. Gene Ontology annotation, biological process: negative regulation of transcription by RNA polymerase II; response to ionizing radiation; double-strand break repair. Lineage: Eukaryota; Metazoa; Chordata; Aves; Piciformes; Picidae. Gene Ontology annotation, cellular component: nucleoplasm; NuRD complex. The transcript is spliced from 21 exons.